GAAACCGAGUACUGAGCGGAGAUCAGCACUAGAAACCGAGUGGUGGGCGGAGUUCGGCACUGGAAAACGAGUGCCGAGACAAGUUUAGGUCUGGAAUUCCAGUGCUGACGGGUCUUUAGCACUCGAACAAAGCCGUUCCGCACUGGAAUUCUUGUGCUGAAGUUUCUUCCGCACUGGGCCCCGAGUGCCGACGACAUUUUCUCCACGAAUUCCGCACUGGGCGCCCAGUGCGGAACCCGUGACUUCGUACUCCAGGACCUGUCCGACUACUUCCUGUGACAAGGACUUGUAACCUUCGCUUAAGUGACCUCGGCUCAAGAUCCAGAACAAUGCCCAAGGCAUUGUUAUUUUCCGGUCAGGGUGUCUGGCCGUGGCGAUCGCGACUUCUGCUGUGCCUGUUGGUCUGUCAGGGAGGUUUGCAUGCAGUUGCAGGACCUUUGGAAAAACAGUGCACUGAAGACGGCAAGGAUACACAACAGACAGGCUGCACGGCUAUUCCUCGUCUUCACUUCGCCGGGAGAUUCCUUGCCGACUUACCAACCCUCAACAAUGAACCCGACAACUUCAACAUCGACACGUUCGUCUUUCACAAAGAUCCGGGCUACAACGAGAUGGGAAGUGGCGACUUCCGAUUGGUCAACUGCAGCGUGACGCGAGUCUGCCUAACUGACGGGUCCUGCGUUGAGGAUGAUCCCAUUGUUGGACAGCCAAUCAUCAGGUCUGCAGGCAAAUUGGUCGACCAUGACCCGGAAAACCAGUUUCAACCUGUCCUCUGGGGGUUGGCCAUUGGCGUGAACGGGUUUUUCAGGGGAGACCUAGUGGCUCGUCCGGCGCAGCACUUCCAUGACGCCUGCGGAGGAGACUUGUGCCACGAGGAUGAAUAUGAGGGAGACGCAGACUCGGCAAUGCUCGUCUCAACCCUUCAGAACGUGGCGUGGGAGGAGAACCAAUCCACAUUCAUGAGCCAAGUAAGGUCUCUCCGAUGCAAGACCAACUUCACCUUCCAUGUCAAGAUGACGCUUUACAACUACAGGGGUGAGUCAGAAAGUGACGCCUUUCCCUAUGGUCGGGUGAUUGGUACAAUUUUUGCCAUCGCGUCAGAAAACCCGCUUCCGCUAGGCCCGUACAAAAGAAUGCUUUGGGGAGACGGGCGGCCGCCUCUGUUUCACGCACCAUUCUACGUGGACAAAUGCAGGAAAAGGAUUGUAUUGGACUUUUCGAAUAGUAUUAGAUCUGAUCUCUUCGGAAAGAUCGUGAAACCAUGGGGAGGGACAAUGUACCUACAUCAGUUCAACGGAACGUACACUCGCUGUAACGACUGGCAGAAGGACAGAAAAUUCACAAAAAAGAUCGAAUUCGGCGGAGAAGACUGGCGCAGGAAGACCUCGGUAAUGAUAGAAAUCGCCUUAGAUGACGACGAACUCAAGACAGUAGAGGAUCUCCCAUAUGCAGUAGUGAUGACUAAUGAGGACCUUAGGAAUCAAGAUAUUUGCAUAACGCUACUUGCGGAAAGACAAGACGGGUUACUCGCAAGCCCUGUAGACACGUUUACUUUCCGGAAGGAGCCUUACACCUCCUGGUCUAUGAAGUUCAGAGUCUUCAGUUUUGGAAAGUCUGCUACAGGAAGCGUCCUGAAGCCAACAAUGUACCACCCUAAGAACGACUCCAAAACGGUAACAGUCCAGGAGUGCAUAGCUAAUUCAAAUGGUAUUUGUGAUCUAAAGUUUAAGUCCCUCGAUCCUGGAAGGCCUCGAAAGCAAAACCAGCUUGAUGGACAGCUGUACAAGUACGUCAUACACGCGCAGAACUCAAGCGAAGAAGAAGCACUCGAAGUGAAAGAUCUGACCGUUUGUAUCGUUGUGUAUUCGGCGCACAACUACACUCCCGGUCGUGUCACGUGGUACAAUGACGUCUACCCGAUCUUCCAGCAGUACGCGAAUCUCUAUCCUGUCAUGAAGCCUAUCAUUAACCUGGCCAGCUACGAGGACGUCACGGCAAAACUUCGCUUGCUGGAGUACGCACUGACUCUCCCAGAAUCACACCCGAACCACAUGCCGAUCACUCGGGACCUGUCCCAGCCAAAACGAGACAUGAUACUGUCCUGGGUAAGGGACACAGGCGGCGGUAAACGCCUUCCUCCGGUAGGCACCGCACCGUACGGCGUUAAGGACCUGAAAAAGGCACUACAGACAGCCCUGGAACUAGAACUGGCUACGAUUCCUCCCUAUCUCACCGCCAUGUUCUCCAUAAAGGACGGGCAUAACGAUGAGAUAGUGACGAUCAUCAAAAACGUUGUCAUCGACGAGAUGAAGCAUUUAACCCUUGUGGCAAACCUACUGAACGCUAUUGGUGGAGAACCGGUGUUAAACAAGUCAUCAGUAGUACUGUCGUACCCAUCGCCUCUGCCAGGUGGCGCUAAUCCGGAGCUGACUGUCGCGCUUGCCAGAUGCUCCAAGAAUCAGAUCCGUUCCGUGUUUCAGGCGAUAGAAAGGCCUGAUUGUGAAAAGGAGUUUUCCAACAUAUAUCGAAGUCUCCGUAAACUCUCACAGAAUACUCUCUAUUAUGAUGACUUCGCACAAAACACCGAAGUUCAGGAAAUCUUGGAAAGUUGUAACAAACUAACGAAAAGGCCUCAAACUAUUGGAGCCAUGUACAUCCACGAGAUUCUCUGCCCAUUGGCGACACUUACAAAGAAGACUUCUGGUGGAAUAUUUAAAAAAGGUGACCCUAAGAAGCAAAUAUCAGAAGAAAACUGGCUUCGCGAACAUCCUCCGUUCAAAGUCAAUGACUUUAACUCGGCAAUGCGAGCAAUAGCAACCAUAGUGAUGGAGGGGGAAGGAGCCGACCCAUGCAACCCUCUAGACGAAUUCGGACAGCCCUCGCACUACUUCAAAUUUGCCGAAAUAUUGUACGGAAAACGGCUGGUCAGAAUGAAUGAUCCCCAAGCUCUGCUGGGCAAAUGCUCAGACAGGUUCAUUCCUUGUGAUGACGACAUGAAGUGUGACAAAAGCCCAGAAUUUGUCUUCGCAGGGCGACCACUGACGUUUUUUGAAGACGACGUCUGGCCGAUCAUUUCCAACCCACGGUCCGACAGGUACCGCCCAGGCUCGAGAGCUCGCAAGUUCUCUGACAGAUUCAACAAGAUCUUUACGGACAUUCUGAAAUGCCUCCACACGGCUUUUAACGGUGACCCGGCAAAAGUGAAAGAAUGCACAGGCAUGAUGCCGUCAUUGACCGUGUGGGCUAAGAAGCUGGUUCGGACUCCCAUUGACCCGGAAGGACAUCCGAACGACGGACCUAACGCCGCACCAAGCUUUGAGUUCUAUGAAGACUGAAAGGACAAGGACUAACACGUGCUGACCGCCAUGUUGUCGUCCUUGACCAAGAAUUGACCGAAGGUCACGCGCAAAAGGCUAUCUUAAACAAACUAUUGCUAAGGUUUUAUGUAUUCCUCUGGUAUUUUCUGCUGUACAUGUGAGCUAUGCACAAUGUGUUAUUUCCUUAUUUGUGAGGUCCGAACAUUUGUAGAUGUCCGCUUGAACUAGGAUUGACUAAAAUACUUUUGUUUAUGACCUUUAGUAAGGUUCAGUCAGAAGAAAAGGAACCAUAACUGUUAUUGUACAGUACUAGUCUCGGUGAUGUAGGUCAAGGAACAGAAUGUCGGAGAUAUCACAAGCUAAAAGACUUAUUACGGCACUGAUACUAUAGUAUAAUGUCAUCCUGUGUAUAAGUCACUAACAAUGGUUUAUGCUGCAAAAUCAAACUGCGGCAGAUAAUAUAU
Molecule: messenger RNA, 3781 nt
Organism: Branchiostoma floridae (Florida lancelet)
Lineage: Eukaryota; Metazoa; Chordata; Leptocardii; Amphioxiformes; Branchiostomatidae
Exons: 6
Coding region: 330-3335 (1001 amino acids)
Source: RefSeq, a predicted model, not a curated record